AAAAGCAUUGGCCCGCGACGUGCGGCCUCUUCCUGUCUGUGCCAGAGCGGCGCGUGGUCUACGCCGAGCGACAGAGACUCCCCGACUGCGUCCUCAGGAUGACCGAGUGGGAGACAGCUGCACCGGCGGUGGCGGAAACCCCCGACAUCAAGCUCUUUGGGAAGUGGAGCACUGAUGAUGUGCAGAUCAAUGACAUUUCUCUACAGGAUUACAUCGCAGUGAAGGAGAAGUAUGCCAAGUACCUGCCCCACAGUGCAGGGCGGUACGCCGCCAAGCGCUUUCGCAAAGCACAGUGCCCCAUUGUGGAGCGCCUCACUAACUCCAUGAUGAUGCAUGGUCGCAACAAUGGCAAGAAGCUCAUGACUGUGCGCAUUGUCAAGCAUGCCUUCGAGAUCAUCCACCUGCUCACUGGUGAGAACCCUCUGCAGGUACUGGUGAACGCCAUCAUCAACAGUGGCCCCAGGGAGGACUCGACACGCAUUGGGCGAGCUGGGACAGUGAGACGGCAGGCUGUGGAUGUGUCCCCCCUGCGUCGUGUAAAUCAGGCCAUCUGGCUGUUGUGCACAGGUGCCCGUGAGGCUGCCUUCCGGAACAUCAAGACCAUUGCUGAAUGCCUCGCAGAUGAGCUCAUCAACGCUGCCAAGGGCUCCUCCAACUCCUAUGCCAUCAAGAAGAAGGAUGAGCUGGAGCGUGUUGCCAAGUCCAACCGCUGAUUCCCAGCUGCUGCUCAAUAAACCUGUCUACCUUUUGGGAUGGCCCCA
Galeopterus variegatus (Sunda flying lemur) is the source of this 761-nucleotide messenger RNA. It is a transcript of the gene RPS5, whose product is annotated as ribosomal protein S5. The record is from RefSeq and is a predicted model, not a curated record. NCBI's taxonomy places the organism in Eukaryota, Metazoa, Chordata, Mammalia, Dermoptera, Cynocephalidae. Gene Ontology annotation, biological process: ribosomal small subunit assembly; translation. The transcript has 6 exons. Gene Ontology annotation, cellular component: cytosolic small ribosomal subunit; ribosome. Bases 99 to 713 code for a protein of 204 amino acids. Gene Ontology annotation, molecular function: rRNA binding; mRNA binding; structural constituent of ribosome.